Messenger RNA from Neltuma alba, 1404 nucleotides. Its product is annotated as tryptophan aminotransferase-related protein 4-like. The transcript is spliced from 5 exons. Gene Ontology annotation, biological process: amino acid metabolic process. Gene Ontology annotation, molecular function: carbon-sulfur lyase activity; transaminase activity. The record is from RefSeq and is a predicted model, not a curated record. NCBI's taxonomy places the organism in Eukaryota, Viridiplantae, Streptophyta, Magnoliopsida, Fabales, Fabaceae. The coding region runs from base 1 to 1404 and encodes 467 amino acids.
AUGGCAAGGAAGCCAAGAAAUCCAUCAAUGGAGAUUUCAUGGAUUAUGGUUACAGCCAUGAUUAUGUUGUCUUCUUGUUCUUCAAAUCUGUUGGUUUGUGGAGAGAUAUUAUGGAAGCCGACAUGGACAAAGGAGGCAGCAAAAGAAGCAGAGGUUGUGGCAGGCAUAGGAUGUUCUGGACAUGGAAGAGCCUACUUGGAUGGUUUGGUCCUCAAAGGCCAUCAUCACUUGCCUCUUUGUGACUGUAAUCCUUGCUUUUAUGGCCCUACUUGCUCCAAGAUUCAACUCAAUUGCUCUGCAAAUGCUGAAAGUGGGGAUCCACUUUUCUUGGAGCCAUUCUGGAUGAGACGAGCAAAAGAGAGUGCAAUAUUAAUAUCAGGUUGGCACAGAAUGGGAUAUACGUAUAGUGAUGGAACUUACAUCUCAGAAGUGCUUGUGAAGUACAUUCAAAGAUUGCAUAAAAUGGUUGGGAACGCAGAGACUGAUGGAAGGUUCAUUGUAUUUGGGGCUGGUUCUACUCAACUCCUCAAUGCUGCCGUUUUUGCCUUCUCUCCCAAUUCUUCUUCUUCUUCGCAUUAUUCUCCUGCCAAAGUGGUUGCCACAGCCCCAUAUUACCCUGUCUAUAGACAACAAACGGAGCUUUUUAAUUCAUUGGACUACAGAUAUGAAGGCGACACAUCUUUGUGGAAGAAUAAGACUUUGUCAGAAAACAAUAAUAUCAGCAGAUUCAUUGAGUUCGUAACCUCACCAAACAGCCCAGAUGGAGGAUUGAUGAAGGCUGCUCUUCAUGGAUCAAAUGUUAAGACAAUUUAUGAUCAUGCUUAUUAUUGGCCACACUUCACUCCUAUUCCUGCUUCUUCUGAUCAUGAACUCAUGAUCUUCACAAUGUCCAAGCUCACUGGCCAUGCGGGCUCUAGAUUUGGGUGGGCAUUGGUGAAGGACAAGGCUGUGUACCAAAAGAUGCUAACAUAUUUGGACUUAAACACCGUUGGAGUCUCUCGAGAAUCUCAGCUGAGAGCUUUGAAGCUUCUUGAUGUACUUCUUGAAGAAGGAGACGGCACAGAAAUAUUCAAGUUUGGAUAUUCAACAAUGAGAAAGCGAUGGAUAGUGCUAAGAAAGAUCUUGUCCAACUCAAAACGAUUUUCUCUGCAGAAAUUAACUCCCCAUUACUGCUCCUUUUUCAAAAGGGUUAGGAACCCUACGCCAGCAUAUGCAUGGUUGAAGUGUGAGAGGGAAGAAGAUAAAGAUUGCCAUGCAGUUCUGAAAGCAGCAAAAAUAAAUGGCCAUCCGGGAAGUAUGUACAGUGCCGACGACCGUUAUGUUCGUUUGAAUCUCAUUGGAAGCCAAGACUACUUUGGCGUACUCAUCCACCACCUCCGAUACCUCCUUGCUCAAUCUUAUUAA